GAGCUUUCUGUUUUGGAUUCAGUUUGCGCCCCCAAUUACUAUCACUAUUCUUCAAGUAACCAACCCACCAAUCAGGCAAUCACCAUCCCGUUAAACUUCCUUCCCUUUCUCAUCGAUCCAACCCAACUAUCCAUCUUCAAUAAAGUUACAUUUACGAUCUCUUCCUUCUUAUCUGUAUAUUCUGUAGAAAUGGGUUCCAAGGAAAUUCCCCACAAGCGUCCAGAUUUCUACCAAAACGUCGUCGUCAUGAGGCACGGUGACCGUAUCGAUAACUUCGAUCCUCACUGGGUAACCACGGCAGCUCGGCCUUGGGAUCCGCCCCUGACCCAUGAUGGACGGGUUCGGGCUUUCAAUACGGGUCGGAAGUUCCGCCACUGUCUCGGGUAUCCAAUCGAUCGCGUCUUCGUCUCCCCCUUCCUUCGCUGCAUCCAGACGGCAUCUGAGGUCAUUUCUGCUCUCUGCGUCCCCCACGACGAUCCCACUAUCCUCACCGGCGAUGGCUUAGCUAUCGAUUCUUCUAAAGUCAAGGUCUCUGUUGAACUUGGAUUGUGCGAGAUGAUGAGCAGAGAAGCUAUCAGUCCUGCAUUGGCUCCUAAGGAUGGUAAUUGGGGUUUUGAUAUUGCAGAGCGUGAAGCAAUUCUCCCAGCUGGAACAGUUGAUAAGAAUGCAAAAAAGAUGUAUAAAGAGUUGCCCAAAUGGGAAGAGCCAGUUUUGGGUACAAGAGCUAGAUAUGAGCAAGUGAUUAAGGAACUUGCAUAUAAUUAUCAUACCGAGAACUUGCUGCUUGUCACACAUGGGGAAGGAGUUGGAGUGGCUCUUGCUGCUUUCUUAAAGAAUGCCACAGUAUAUGAAGUAGACUACUGUGCGUAUGUGGAACUUAAACGACCCAUUUUCAAGGAAGAUCAAUCUUUUACUGCUGGAGAGUUCGAAGUGCUUACUCGUUCUGGUCAAACCGGCAUUGGUUAUAUCCUCCCUGGUGCUUAAACAAUUGACGCCAGCAAAACAUGAUAGGA
Molecule: messenger RNA, 1013 nt
Organism: Neltuma alba
Lineage: Eukaryota; Viridiplantae; Streptophyta; Magnoliopsida; Fabales; Fabaceae
Exons: 4
Coding region: 190-984 (264 amino acids)
Source: RefSeq, a predicted model, not a curated record